Molecule: messenger RNA, 750 nt
Organism: Trypanosoma grayi
Lineage: Eukaryota; Euglenozoa; Kinetoplastea; Trypanosomatida; Trypanosomatidae
Product: putative N-acetyltransferase complex ARD1 subunit
Exons: 1
Coding region: 1-750 (249 amino acids)
Biological process (GO): N-terminal peptidyl-glutamic acid acetylation
Cellular component (GO): NatA complex
Molecular function (GO): protein N-terminal-serine acetyltransferase activity; protein-N-terminal-glutamate acetyltransferase activity
Source: RefSeq, a predicted model, not a curated record
AUGCAGAUACGGCGAGCGACGAUGGAGGACAUGUACCAGGUUCAGCACUGCAAUCUGCGGUGCCUGCCGGAGAACUACAACCUCCGCUACUACAUUUACCACAUUCUCUCGUGGCCGCAGCUGCUGUAUGUGCAGGAGGACUACAAUCGCAACAUUGCCGGUUACGUACUCGCCAAAAUGGAGGACGAGGAGCAACCGGAGCAGAGCCAUGGCCACAUCACAAGCAUAGCCGUCCUGCGCAGUCACCGCCGUCUCGGCAUCGCGUCGCGGGUGAUGCGCAUCUCCAUGGAGGAGAUGCAGAAGCAGUAUGACGCCAACUUUUGCUCCCUCCACGUACGCAAGACCAAUGACGCGGCGCUGCACCUAUACCAGGACACACUCGGCUUCCGCUGUGCCAAUGUGGAGGAGAAGUACUACGUUGACGAAGAGGACGCAUACCACAUGAAGAAGUACUUCAAGGGCACAAAUCCGGGAUCCUACGUGACGGCGAGCAAGCAGCUUGUGCGCCAGCAGAACAGCAGCAGCGGUGCUGGUCCUGGUGCCAAGUCGAAGCAGAAUGGCGAGGCGAAGGUGCCGUCGGCUGGCGGGCAGCGUGGCGACACGAAGGGCGCGGAGGAAAUGCGGAGAGAGCAGCUCGAGCUCGCGGCGGAGUUACUGGAGGAGGACCACAAGGCUUCGGGAAAAGGGCGACAGCAGCAGCAGCAGCAGCAUCAGGCGAAGGGCGGCAAAAAGGGCAAAGGGAAGAAGUGA